ACAACAAGAACAGUCGUGCCUGUUGGAGAUGAAUGAAAACGGAUGUCCACCAGCGGCAGCAGCAACCCCCACGAGGCCAAAAACACCUGGGAGUGCCACGCAAGGACCAGAAGUGCUGGCUCCUCCAUCGGCUGUACCAGCUACAGUCCCAGCAGCAGCACCGGCUGUGUUCCAAACACCGUGCAGAAAGGAUGACGCGCGUCACCGCUGCAGCAAUAGCAGCAGCAGCAGCAGCAAAGGUAGCUGUAGCGUUAGGAAGAUGGCCAAUGGUGAACGGGCUAGCGUUGGGGAUGGCGAAGGGAGGGCGGAGCUGACGACGCCGGCGUGCCGAGGCGGAAGCUGCGCGAUUUGCCUUAGCCCACUGAAGAAGCCAUCCGGGGCUAAAAAGGAGGUCUACACCGUUCGGCUGUGCCAGCACAUGUUCCACCGGGCAUGCCUGGUGGAAAACCGACGAGCCGGCAACACGGGCUGCCCCUACUGCCGUGGCGAUCUGGAGCGUGGCCUCACGCCGGAGGCCACCGCGGCGGAGAGGGAAGCGAAGGUCCUCGCGGCGCAGCAGCAGGACCAGAGGGAGGCGAUAAGGAACGCGGCCGGGCGGGCUCGCAUGGCGUUGGCGAGGAGCCUAAGAUUGCGUGAAGAAGUACUUGCACGCGAGGCGGCGACAGCAGCGGCAGCGGCUACCGCGGCCGAAGGGGGCGGAGACUCGACACUAGUCCAAAGCUACUGAUAGCCCCUUCGUCUUGUACUUGAACAUUCCGGAACCAUAUGCGGUCAAGAAUAAGGAUAACUCAAACUUGCCUAUGUAAAAAUAGCACCGGAUAGAAGGGUGGAUGCACUGAGGGACGUAUAGUUUUCAGUGUAGAGCACAAGAGUGGCAUUGCUUUCACCGUCAGAAUCACCGACAGCGGUGUGGGGCUGCAGUGUCGGCAAGAAGAGGGUCCGAGGCUUUGGGACAACAGGUGUCCGAACGAGAGCUCUUUGGAAGAGGAUCUCGCGUGCACACUUCAAAACAGCAGUGUCAACAGGUGUAGAAGCAAGGGAGAAGUGG
Messenger RNA from Ectocarpus siliculosus, 1048 nucleotides. The record is from the annotation of a GenBank genome assembly. Lineage: Eukaryota; Phaeophyceae; Ectocarpales; Ectocarpaceae.